CAGCCCGGGUGCUGCCCUGUCCCCGCUCCUGCCUUUACGCAACGCACUUGCAUGAAACGCGCAGCCACCACCUUGCUGUUAUAUAGGCACCCCAUUCCCAGCCUGGACGGUGCUGAGCACUGGGGACAGCAGUGGAUUGGAUGGAGAGGACCCUGCCCUGGGGUCCUGCAGAAGCUGGGAAGCACCCGUGGUCUGCAGAGCAGGGAUGGCUGAGACCUCACCCAGCAAGGAAGGGGCCCCGGCCGAGUGCCCCGUCUGCUACGAGAAGUUCCACCCCCUGGAGCACACACAUCGCCAGCUCAGCUGCGGGCACGCCUUCUGCCAUGACUGCCUGGUGAAGUGCCUGCUCUCCUCCAAGCUGGACGGCCACAUCCAGAGCAGCAUCAUCUGCCCCGUCUGCCGCUACGUCACCUUCCUCAGCAAGAAGAAGGCGCUGUGGCCGUCCAGCCCACGGACUCUGGAAGUGCCCCUGUCACCAUCCUCCUUAUCUCAGCUGACCAAACUGGAGAGCAGCAACGCCCUGGUGGUGCCCAGCCACUUUGUGAUGCCGGUGCAGAGCUUGGAGCGGUGCAGCCCCACAGGCGCACAGGGAGAGCUGGCACGUGGAGCCCACAUCUUUGUCAUCAGCAGGUAUGGGAUGCCACUGGUGGACACGGACUGCUCCUCCCUGCAGAGAGAAAGCCAGGCGGAGACACGGAGCACCAUGUCCUCCAGCUCAGCCCUGGGGCUGCAGUGCUGCCAGUCGCCCAUCGCUCUGGCCGUGCUGCUUAUCCUCACUGUGGCCCUGCUGGCGGCCGUGCUCCCUUGGCUGCUGCUGGUCAAGAGGGACUCACCGUGAGGAAGGCAGCGACUGUGAUGAUGGAGGAUUGGCACUGAUGCUGGGGCUGGCACCUUCCUGGAGAAAGCCCAGAUGCAGCUCCAGGGGAAGUUUUCCCAUCUGGCCAGGUUCCUGAAGAUCUCUGGGUGCUCACAUGCUAAAGGUGUUGCCUCAUUUGUUUGAAAUGUGGCUGCCUGAGUCCUUUUAGAGGGUUCCUUCUGUGUUUUAGUGGUAUGGUGGGGCUGGAAGGACCCAACUCACAGCCCCCCCUCCCUCAGCCCUGCUCUCAGGCCCCCCAGAGAUGUCCAUGCUCCUGUUUUCACCAUGUCUCUCCUGCCCUGAGUACCAGGGACAGGCAGCGGGCAGGGAGUGAAGGCAUCAGGGCUGCAUCAGGGGUGGCUUUGGGAAUUCCAUCCUGUCCCCACACCAGGGGGAGGUGUGGGCAUCUGAGGGGUGUACACAAGAUUUGGGUCCCCCUCUGUGCCCAUUCCAAAAGAAGUCACAGUCGCAGUGACUGUGGUGCUUAGGAGUACACCUUGAGGACCUCAGUGCUUUCACAGAUCCCUGACACACAGAGCAGGAGCAGGAUGUCCCUUGCUGUCACUGGCAGGAGGGUGGCACAAAGCUCCUAAAGUGAGAAUCCCACUUGCUGAGCAUCAGGGGGCUGCAGUGCUCUGGGAUCACCCAGAACAUUUCAAGAGGACAAAUAAAAACU
Lagopus muta (rock ptarmigan) is the source of this 1532-nucleotide messenger RNA. RefSeq names its product ring finger protein 222 (gene RNF222). The transcript is spliced from 2 exons. The coding region runs from base 206 to 838 and encodes 210 amino acids. Lineage: Eukaryota; Metazoa; Chordata; Aves; Galliformes; Phasianidae. The record is from RefSeq and is a predicted model, not a curated record.